CUAGUCUAAAGUUUCAAUUUGCAUUUGAUUCCAUUGAUGUUUUGUAUCCUCCUGAAUUUUACAUAAGGAAAGUAUUUUGUUCUGAUGAUGGUUAUUCACACCAAACAUCAUAAAUUGUUCAUCUUGAAUUGAACAAAACCUGCAGGAAGGCUAAUGAGGAAUACACCAAAUACUUGGUUAAGCUCAUGGACAAAAUAUUUGAGUACUUAUCAGUAGGGCUAGGUCUCGAGAAGCAUGUGUUGAAAGAGGCGUGUGGCGGCGAAGAGCUGAGGCUACUAGCGAAGAUCAACUAUUACCCGCCGUGCCCCCGUCCCGACCUAGCCCUCGGGGUGGCUCCGCACACCGACAUGUCGACGCUUACGCUGCUCGUACCCAACGACGUCCCUGGGCUGCAGGUCUUUAAGGACGAUCACUGGUUCGACGCCAAGUACGUCCCCGACGCCAUCAUCGUCCACAUCGGUGAUCAACUUGAGAUCUUAAGUAAUGGAAAGUACAAGAGCGUGUUGCAUCGGACGACCGUGAACAAGGAAAAAGUGCGGAUAUCGUGGCCGGUAUUCUGCGAGCCCCCGGGAGAGCUCGCGAUCGGGCCGCUGCCUCAGCUCGUCGACAACGAGAAUCCGGGGAAAUACAAGACCAAGAAGUUCAAGGACUAUCAGUAUUGCAAGAUUAAUAAGCUCCCUCAGUAGAAAUAUUUGUAGUUUUAUAUACAUUAAAUGAUGCUAUCCAUGAACGUUUAGUUCAUUGAUGAAUGUUUAGCUAUACGUUGCACGUACGUGUUAAACAUCAACGGCUAGUUACUAUUUUAUACACAUAAAUGUUUACCGCCAAUAUUGUUGCACCACUUAUCAGUUUGAUAAUAGGUGAGGUAAGAGAUGGGAAUACGAAAGAAAAAGAGUUUAUAAUUAA
Messenger RNA from Ananas comosus (pineapple), 906 nucleotides. Its product is annotated as flavonol synthase/flavanone 3-hydroxylase-like. The transcript is spliced from 2 exons. The record is from RefSeq and is a predicted model, not a curated record. Bases 186 to 686 code for a protein of 166 amino acids. NCBI's taxonomy places the organism in Eukaryota, Viridiplantae, Streptophyta, Magnoliopsida, Poales, Bromeliaceae.